AUGACUACUUUUCCUGCUCUUGACACCAAUUCCUCAACCUUUUUGCUAACAGGCUUCCCUGGCUUGGAGAAGUACUAUCCCUGGCUCUCCAUCCCCUUCUCCUGUAUCGAUGCAAUGGUAGUCUCAGGGAACUGCCUGGUGCUGCAUGUGAUCCAUAUGGAGCCAAGCCUGCAUGAACCCAUGUUCUACCUCCUGGCCAUGCUGGCUGUCACUGAUCUGUGCAUGGGGCUGUGCACAGUACACACGGUGCUGGGGAUCCUGUGGGGGUUUAGCUAGGAGAUUAGCCUGGAUGUCUGCAUUGCUCAAAGUUUCUUUAUUCAUGGUCUAUCAUGCAUGGAGUCUGGAGUCCUUCUCUCGAUGGCUUUUGAUCGUUUCACAGCAAUCUCUAAUCCUCUAAGGUAUACAUCUAUACUGACCAAUGCCAGGAUCAUCAAAAUUGGUCUGGGGAUUUUAGUUAGGAGUUUUAUGCUUAUUAUGGCUCCUAUAGUCCGUCUAAAGUUGUUUCAUUACUGCCGUUCCCAUGUCCUUUCUCACUUUUUCUGCCUUCACCAAGACCUGCUGAGACUAGCCUGCUCUGACAUCCGCUUCAAUAGCUACUAUACCCUGGCUCUGGUGAUCUGUAUCCUUUUGUUAGAUUCUGUAUUAAUUAUCGUCUCCUACAUCCUGAUCCUGCAUUCUGUCUUGGCUGUUGCAUCUCAAGAGGAGAGGUUCAAGUCCUUUCAGACCUGUGUCUCCCACAUCUGUGCUGUUUUGGUUUUCUACAUCCCAAUCAUUGGUCUGACCAUGGUGCAUCGCUUUGGAAAGCACCUUUCUCCUAUAGUCCAUGUUCUCAUGGGCAACAUCUACAUCAUCUUUCCGCCUCUGAUGAACCCCAUCAUCUAUAAUGUGAAGACCCAACUGAUCCGAGGCAGGAUUCAGAGGUUGUUUUCUAUGAAGAGGAAAUAA
Carlito syrichta (Philippine tarsier) is the source of this 945-nucleotide messenger RNA. RefSeq names its product olfactory receptor 51V1-like. The record is from RefSeq and is a predicted model, not a curated record. Gene Ontology annotation, cellular component: membrane. Gene Ontology annotation, molecular function: G protein-coupled receptor activity; olfactory receptor activity. Gene Ontology annotation, biological process: G protein-coupled receptor signaling pathway. The transcript has a single exon. NCBI's taxonomy places the organism in Eukaryota, Metazoa, Chordata, Mammalia, Primates, Tarsiidae.